Messenger RNA from Fusarium odoratissimum NRRL 54006, 991 nucleotides. RefSeq lists its product as uncharacterized. Bases 1 to 972 code for a protein of 323 amino acids. The transcript has 8 exons. The record is from RefSeq and is a predicted model, not a curated record. Gene Ontology annotation, molecular function: methyltransferase activity. NCBI's taxonomy places the organism in Eukaryota, Fungi, Ascomycota, Sordariomycetes, Hypocreales, Nectriaceae.
AUGACGUCCGAAGAUAGACUUGGGCGUCAAGAGGGCGAUUUCAUCGACCCAGAUACCUUCUCUGACGCGGACUCAACCAUUUCACAGAAUACGCAUACCCCAACGAUCAAAGCGAGAACGAGCGUCUGGGUAAGUGUGAUGAUAAGCAGAUCCUCACAGUUAUCUGAUACCUUUACAGAGAUCCAGCACAAUGUCUGGCUCCUCACUCUGCGUAGAAGUCUGGCACUCUGCCCCAAGGGUAAUGAGGCAGCAAGGAGAGUUCUUGAUGUAGGCACUGGAACAGGGUGUUGGGCUAUUGAAUAUGCCGAUGCAUUUCCACAGUCGGAAGUCAUUGGAGUGGAUCUGAGCCCAACUCAGCCGACUAUGGUACCUAUCAACUGCACAUUUGAAAUUGACGAUCUCGAAAAAGAUUGGACUUGGGCAAAACCCUUUGAUUUCGUCUUUAGCCGCGUCAUGGCGGGUAGUUUCGAGGAUUACGAUGCUUUCAUCUCCAAAGCCUACAAGGCCCUCGAGCCAGGAGGGUGGUUCGAAAUGCAAGACAUAGUCCUCCCCUACAAAUCCGACGACGGCACCCUCCACGCAGACCUCGAGCUCGCCAGACUAGGCCACUACUUCUGCGAAGCCAGUAAAAUCCUCGGCCGCUCAGUCGAAGCCCCGCGUCAUUACAAAAGCAUGAUGCAAAAAGCAGGCUUCAUCAACAUUGUUGAGCGUCACUUCAAAUGGCCUCUCAACGCAUGGGCCAAAGACCCUUACUACAAGGAGAUUGGCGCUUGGAGCUUUGCUAACCUUGAUGGUGGGCUUGAGGGCUUGACUUUGGCGCUGUUCACGAGGGGGAUGAAGUGGACUAAGGAGGAGACUAUGGUUUUUUGUGCGGAGGUGCGCAAGCACCUGAGGGAUCCUAAGAUCCAUGCUUAUCUUCCUGUUAUUGUUGUUUAUGGGCAGAAGGCAGAGUCAGCCUCUACUGACGAAUAAGCUUUGAGGAUCGAGUUCA